Ananas comosus (pineapple) is the source of this 2582-nucleotide messenger RNA. RefSeq names its product BEL1-like homeodomain protein 7. The transcript is spliced from 6 exons. The record is from RefSeq and is a predicted model, not a curated record. The coding region runs from base 427 to 2316 and encodes 629 amino acids. NCBI's taxonomy places the organism in Eukaryota, Viridiplantae, Streptophyta, Magnoliopsida, Poales, Bromeliaceae. Gene Ontology annotation, biological process: regulation of transcription by RNA polymerase II. Gene Ontology annotation, molecular function: RNA polymerase II cis-regulatory region sequence-specific DNA binding; DNA-binding transcription factor activity, RNA polymerase II-specific.
GAGAGACUGAGAGAGGGGGGGAGCUUUCUUUCAUUUUCUUUUUGUUUUUCUUUGUACAUCUCAAGAUCAGAUUGUCACCGUAUUGGGAGAAGAAGGUGUGUGUGUGUGUGUGUGUGUGGAGGGAGGGAAGACUGCCAUCAGAAGAUCAGCAGCUGCUGUUAUAAAAAUUCCUGCUUUCCUGCCCCCCAUCAGGAUAGCAUAACCAUAGCCUUCCCUCCCCCCCUCCCCCCCUCUGCUGCCAGCUUGGUGGUGACUGGUGAGAAGCACUUGUUCCAAAAUCAGGAGUUGUUAGAAUAAUCUUGACGCUGUAGGUGAUACCGGCGAUUCACGUUGCAUCGGUUGAUCAAAGCCGUAUUAUGUUCAUAUCAAGAAAUUCAGUUGCUUGAUGCGCUUAUCUCGGAACAUCUGAAAUAAAUCGAGGAUUGGAUGGCCACUUACUUCUCGGGCGCCGCCAACCAACGGGAAAUGCCGGCCCUUUGUUCGCGGGACGCCGGGAGUGAACCCUACCCCUCGCAAUCGAUCAUGGGGAACCUGCUUUAUCUAAACCAUCCGUCUUCAGGCGCAUUUCCGGAGUUUACAGGAAUCGCCCCAGCCGCGACUUCGCAAGAUUCGUCUUACAGCGAUUUAAAGGACGGGAGGAACGAGAUGUUCAUGCAAAUGAUCGGCGCGUCGCAGAACGGCGUCGGCGAUCUCAUUCAGAACCCUAACCCUAUCGCCGACGAGACCCAUCUGGGGAUGCAGCUAAACUUUGGUAUAUUGAACGGUCAAAACUUACCUUUGCAGCAGGCGAAUUUCCCUCCGGUUCAUGGUCAGGGGUUGUCGCUUAGCCUCGGAACGCAUAUUAUGGCGCCUCCUUUUCAGUAUGCUAUGGUGAACGGUGGAAUUUAUGGGCCGCAUGGAGACGACGACGCUCGAUCGAAAUUCAUGCAUUCGGAAGUCUCUCGCACGAUCUCUAAUUCGAAGUAUCUUAAGGCGGCGCAAGAAUUGCUCGACGAGGUUGUGAAUGUUCGAAAGGACUUGAAACAGAAGGUGGAUAAGAACCAGAAUGCGAAUAACAAUUCAGCCGGAGUCGGGGAUUGCAAAGAAUCGGACGGCGCAUCGAAAAGCGACGGAAUUUCUUCUAAUUCCCGUGAGCAGAAUGCGCAGUCUAAUGAGUUGUCUCCCUCUGAAAGACAGGAGCUUCAGAACAAGCUGACGAAGCUUUUGGCUAUGCUGGAUCAGGUUGAUAGGAGAUAUAAACACUACUACCACCAAAUGCAAAUUGUAGUUUCAUCUUUUGAUGUAAUAGCUGGUUCUGGAUCUGCUAAGCCAUAUACAGCUGUUGCUCUUCAAACAAUUUCACGACACUUCCGCUGUCUCAAAGAUACUAUUAAUGAUCAAAUUCGAUCUAUUCGAAAAGGCCUUGGCGAAGAAGAGAGUUCCGCUAGCAAAGGGGGUGGAUUGACUCGCCUUCGUUAUAUCGAUCAGCAGUUGAGGCAACAGAGAGCAGUUCAACAAUUCGGAAUGAUUCACCAAAAUGCAUGGAGACCUCAGAGAGGGCUACCGGAAAACUCGGUUUCAAUUCUACGCGCUUGGCUUUUCGAACAUUUCCUUCAUCCUUAUCCAAAAGAUUCUGAGAAGAUAAUGCUAGCAAGACAAACUGGCUUAACAAGGAGUCAGAUCUCAAACUGGUUUAUAAAUGCUCGUGUUCGUCUUUGGAAACCGAUGAUAGAGGACAUGUACAAAGAAGAAACUGGCGAUGCCGAGAUGGACUCAAACUCUUCCUCGGACAAUGUACCAAGAAGUAAAGACGAGAUUGGGUCGUCUGAAGAGAGAGAGGACCUGAAGAGCUCUGCGACCGAAAGAGGCCAGACAAGCCAAUUCAACGAGUCCAAAACCAACAAUUCCGAAAUAGACAUGGGUGGUGCCGCAAUCGGGUUUCCAAGUGAGACAACUGCGGACGAUUCCUUCAUGAAUCUCAUGUUAAAGGAUCAAAGGCUUAGCGAAAGGGACAGCGGGCUCCUUCACGACGCCGUGGGCCAGAAGCCCAACGAGAGCGGGAGGUUCAUGGCCUACCAAAUGGCUAAUUUGGGAAACUUGGCUAGUUUGGGAAAUUAUGGGAAUGGCAGUGUGUCUCUCACAUUGGGGUUGCAGCAUUUUGAUGGCGCACUUCACGUUCCGAACACUCAGGAGGCUUUCUCGGAGGUCAGGGGUGAAGAUAUCUAUGGCAAUGCGCCUCAAAUCGGAGUUGGCUCAUCGGAAUUCGAUUCUAUGAAUCCGAUGGAUCAAAGGCAAAGGUUCGAGCCCUCGCCUUUAUUGCAUGAUUUUGUGGCUUGAAAGCUCUAUUUGAAUAUAUGUAUCCAUAAAGAUAAAGAAGGUAGAAUUGGAUAUUUUGGAUGUGGGAAUAACAUGCCUAAAGAGCAUGAAGUUUGUAGUUGCCAAUUGCUAUAGAUAGAGGAAAGGUAGUAUAAAUACAUUUGUAAUAUAUUAAGUUAGAAGGUUGGGGUAAAAUAGGCCAAAACAUGUUGUAAAGAUAGUAUAUAUAUAUACAUGUAAAAGUAUAUGAUUUGAGAAUCAUCUUGUAAAGGUAAGAGUUAAUGUAA